AUGAACGGACACGCUGCUUCAAAGGUGUCCCUGUCACACGAAGAGGGAAUGGGGCUCCUGGACGAGAAGACGUUGUCCGACGUCGAGAGCGAGAGCGGUAGGGUCGACCUCGAAUCCCGCUUCGCGAUCCCACGAUGGUCGACGGUCGCUCGGGGUGCCGUGGGAUAUGCCCGAGCCAUACCAUGGCGGGUCACGGUCAUCCGCGGUCUCAUCUUCCUACUUCCUAGCUUCGUCCAGAGCCGCUUCACGAGAGAACGAGGCCGAUCCGAGAAGCUGUUCCCAACGUCACAUCUCGACGGCAUGCGUGGACUUGCCGCACUAUUCGUCUUCUUUUGUCACUACUUUUACCAGGCCUUCAUCAUCGCCGAGGGCUGGGGUUCGUCAGAAAAGAACUACCACGUACUCAAGAUGCCGUUUCUCCGACUCUUCUACCAGGGCCCGCCCGCCGUGUGCCUGUUUUUCGUCAUUUCCGGCUACGCAUUGUCCAUGAAGCCCAUCAAGCUUGCGCGGGCUCGAAACUUUGAGGAGUUCUCCACAACAACGACGUCGUUGAUCUUCCGAAGAUUCAUCAGACUUUACUUGCCGACCGCGAUCUCGACCUUUGGCAUCAUGAUGCUGCUGCAACUGGGCGUUUACGAGUGGACCAGAGACUUCGCCAUCGACAAGACGUACCACAAGAACGUCAUGGAGCCUCACCCGAAACCUCUCGACACCUUUUCCGAGCAGCUGGCGGACUGGAUGUGGAGCAUGUUCAACUUUGUCCACGUGUUUGGCUGGGAGAAGUUUGGUGGAAGCACAUCCUACGAUGUUCACUUGUGGACCAUCCCAGUCGAGUUCCGCUGCUCCAUGUACCUGUUCGUCACACUCAUCGGCCUGGCUCGCGUUCGAACCGGACUUCGCUUCCUCUUCCUCUGGGGAAUCAUUGCAUUCACUUACCGCAACAACCGCUGGGAGCUGUUGCUCUUCUACUUCGGUAUGAUGCUCGCGGAAUACGACCAAAUCAUGGGCAACAACACCCCUGUUGGUGGCUCUAUUCUCCCCACGAACGAAUCCCGACCGAGCAAGAGCCGGCUCAAGGGCUUCUUCUGGGCGAUGCUCAGCAUCCUGUCCAUCUACUUCAUGUGUCAGCCGGAUAUCAACUACGAAAUCACACCCGGCUGGGUCUGGCUUUGCUCCUUCAUUCCCAAGUGGUGGGAUGCGGAAGGUUACCGCUUCUGGCAAUCCAUCGGGGCCGUCAUCUUUGUUCUCUGCGUCAGCCAUUCGCCGAGAUGGAAGAGCUUUUUCAACCUUGCUCCCAUCCAGUACCUCGGAAAGAUCAGCUACGCCCUCUACCUCAUGCACGGUCCAGUGAUGCACACCGUCGGCUACAUGAUCGAAAGGCGGGCUUACGCCUUUACAGGCAUCGAAGGGUGGUGGUACAACACGGGAUUCGUGCUGGGAUCUUUGGGGUGCGUCCCCGCCGUGAUUUGGGCGGCCGACGUCUUCUGGAGACUUUUCGACAUCCCGACGGUGCGGUUUGCAAAGUGGUUAGAGACAAAGUGCUCUAUCAAGCAAGAGUAG
This is a messenger RNA of Colletotrichum spaethianum, 1560 nucleotides long. RefSeq lists its product as uncharacterized. Bases 1 to 1560 code for a protein of 519 amino acids. Gene Ontology annotation, cellular component: membrane. The record is from RefSeq and is a predicted model, not a curated record. NCBI's taxonomy places the organism in Eukaryota, Fungi, Ascomycota, Sordariomycetes, Glomerellales, Glomerellaceae. Gene Ontology annotation, molecular function: acyltransferase activity, transferring groups other than amino-acyl groups. Gene Ontology annotation, biological process: polysaccharide biosynthetic process. The transcript has 2 exons.